AUGGAUGUCAAAAUGGGCACUGCAGAAUCGUCUCAAUCGUCCGAAAUGGGUGCCACUGCCGGACUUAAUAAUCAAUCAUCAUUUCAUCGACAAUCACCUAAUGUUGCACGUUUAAUACGCAGUGAAAAUUCAUCGAAAAUGGAAUAUGAAUUUCCGAUAUCGGAAGCUUCUACCAAUAGUUCAUUACAUCACCAUCACCAUCAUCGCCAUCAUCAUCAUGGUGAUGGUGGUGGUACUAGUAAUCAUUCUAUAAUACCCGGCAAUAAUAAUAAUCGUCAUGGUCAUUCAUCUUCACAUCAUAGUAAUUCAUCAAAUUCUCCACAACAAAUAAAUACUAGUGGUCAUAUUUUAGGAAAUUAUGACAAUUUAAGACGUAGAAAACUACAUUCAAGUCAAACGUCAAAUAUAUGGUUAUCAUUAACAAGUUGUUUUGGUUGUCGUACACGUAGUUCGGAUAGUUCAUCAAUGAAUUCUUUACGUGAUAAAGUACAUGCUAUACGUAUUGUUCGUGCAUCGAAUGAUCUAACACCAGCUGUAUUUGAUUCCCAUUAUAAUAUAAUAACACUUGAACAAUUACGUGAAUGUGAUAAUACAGCAAGUGGAAAUAUAAAUUCAUUACCAAAUGAUUUAUCUGAUCCAUUGCCAUCACAAAAUUCUGAUUCGUAUGCACCUGCUCAAAAUGGUAAUGGAUCAGUACCAGCAUCAUCAUCAGUAGAACCAUCAUCAUCAUCAUCAAAAAAAGAUAAUAAUCAUCGAAUGAGAAAGAAAAAGAAAAAACGAGCAGCGGCGGCAACAACAGCUUAUUCAUCUAAAACAACAUAUUCUGAUGAUGAUGACGAAGGAUCUGAGCGGACGUGA
Rotaria sp. Silwood2 is the source of this 858-nucleotide messenger RNA. The record is from the annotation of a GenBank genome assembly. Lineage: Eukaryota; Metazoa; Rotifera; Eurotatoria; Philodinida; Philodinidae.